CAACAAACUAAUAAACAACAAACCAAUGACGUCAGCAAGCGCUCAGCGAUUUGAUUGGUUGGAACACUCGUGAGGUCACAGGUUCACUUCCGUGUCACGCAGCUAGCAUGGCGGAUAAAGAGAAGAAGAAGAAGGAGAGCAUCUUCGACUUGUCUAAAUACAUCGACAAGCCGAUUCGUGUGAAGUUUCAAGGAGGACGAGAAGCCAGCGGUGUCCUGAAAGGUUUUGAUCCUCUGUUGAACCUGGUGCUGGACGGGACGAUCGAGUACAUGCGGGAUCCAGAUGACCAGCUAAAGCUGACAGAAGACACCAGGCAGCUGGGGCUGGUGGUCUGCAGAGGAACCUCCGUAGUGCUCAUCUGUCCUCAGGACGGCAUGGAGGCUAUACCAAACCCGUUCGUACAGCAGCAGGACGGCUAGCAGUCUGUCACUCGCUUCAUUACAGUCACACACACACACACAAAUACAACCAUGCACACACUUGAACAUUUUGUGGUGUUUUUUGUUGUUUUCAUUUUUUAAAAACAUAACCGUAAUCAUUCGUCCAACAGAGCAAAUUUCUGUUAAAAAUCAUAAGUUGAUCAGUGAAAGCACUUCACUUUUGUUUCUUGGUGUGCAAGUUUGCAAAGAUUUGAGUUGUAAAGAGCCCACAAGUUUGAGAAGUGUUAACAGUACCAUUUUCUUUUUAUCCACAAUAAGAAACUUUUUACUAUUCUUUGUUGUUUUUGAUAAGAAAAUAAAAUGUAUGUUGUAAAAUGUG
This is a messenger RNA of Sebastes umbrosus (honeycomb rockfish), 759 nucleotides long. It is a transcript of the gene lsm7, whose product is annotated as LSM7 homolog, U6 small nuclear RNA and mRNA degradation associated. The record is from RefSeq and is a predicted model, not a curated record. Gene Ontology annotation, molecular function: RNA binding. Gene Ontology annotation, cellular component: U2-type prespliceosome; U6 snRNP; U12-type spliceosomal complex. NCBI's taxonomy places the organism in Eukaryota, Metazoa, Chordata, Actinopteri, Perciformes, Sebastidae. Gene Ontology annotation, biological process: mRNA splicing, via spliceosome; nuclear-transcribed mRNA catabolic process. The transcript has 4 exons. The coding region runs from base 108 to 419 and encodes 103 amino acids.